AUGCCUGGACGCGCGCUCUCCGGGUUUGCCAAGCUGACCGAGGGAGAUGUCAUUGCAAGCAAUGUCGCCCUCAGCUUCUGGGGAGGGGUGAAUCCUCAAACCGGCAUUGUGAUUGACAGUCACCACCCCUUGGCAGGGAACUCCAUAAAAGGCAAAGUGCUAGCAAUACCGGGUGGCCGUGGGUCUUGUUCCGGGAGUUGUGUGAUCCUCGAAUUAUUUCUAAGUGGGAGCCACCCCUGUGCGCUCAUCUUCAAGCGAGAGGAGUUGAUUUUGACCAUUGGAGUUAUCGUUGCCCAAGAAAUGUUCCAACAGAGCAUUCCCGUUCUUCAAGUUUCGAGAUCAUCGUUCGCGACCCUUCGGGAUCUAACAAGAGUUCGUGUCGUCGGGGACCAGAUUCAAUGGACAGAUAAUAUGGGCUUGUAUCCAACUCUUUCGUUGGAUCUCCCAUGUGUGCCCAAUGAGCCGGACUUUUCCUCAGUCAGGCUUAGCGUGCUUGACCGCGAAAUGUUAAAUGGAAUGCAUGGCCGAGCUCCUCAAUUUGCGAUGCGCGUGAUUCUGCGCACGGCCUUGAUUCAAGACGUCAGCGAGCUAAUCGAUGUGAAACAAGCACACAUUGAUUGCUGCAUUUACACUGGGCCAGCGGUAUUGAAGUUUGCACAGACCUUACGUGAAUGGGGUGCCAAAGUCCGGAUCCCUACUACUUUGAAUUCGAUCUCCAUCGACCGACGAUUGUGGCGUGCACAAGGUGUUGACCCAGCAAUUGCUGCACCUUCUGAACAGUUAGCCCAAGCAUACUUGGAGAUGGGUGCAAAGCCGAGUUUUACCUGUGCACCAUACCAAUUACAAAGUGCCCCAAACUUUGGGGACAAUAUUAUGUGGGCUGAGUCAAAUGCUGUGGUAUUUGCCAAUAGUGUCCUAGGUGCUAGAACCAUCAAAUGUCCCGAUUUCCUCGAUGUUUGUGUCGCAUUGACUGGAAGAUCAUUGAACACUGGCGUUCAUCUCACAGAGCACCGCAAGGCCCGUGUACAGAUUCAUUGCGACUCGAUAGAAGGCUGCGAUGAUGCUGUUUUCCCUCUCCUGGGAUACAUCUCUGGUGAUAUUUCUGCGGAUCGUAUCCCGAUAAUUUCAGGCCUGGAGAAGUGCGUGGUCACAACGUCAGAUCUGAAAGCCUUUGGAGCGGCAUUCGCAACUACCUCCAGUGCUCCAAUGUUUCAUAUUGCAGGCAUCACAAUUGAAGCGCGCAGUGAAGCCGAUAUAAAGACGCAGCUCCAAGACACUACAAAAUUCCACAUCACUCGGUCAGAUAUAGCUAGGCAAUGGCAAUUAUUCAAUCCCAGUGGGAAAGGAGAGCCAGAGCACACAUCAGUUGAUCUCGUAUCACUUGGAAACCCCCAUUUUUCAUACGAGGAGAUCCAGCAGCUCGUGGAGCUCACCAGAUACCGGAUCAAGAGUGAAUCUACCAUGUUGGUGGUGACAUGUAAUAGUGAAAUCUACACUCAAGCCUACAAAGAUGGAUUGAUCACAGCCUUGGAGAAAUUUGGAACCCAGGUCAUCACUGAUACUUGUUGGUGCAUGAUUCAAGAACCAAUUAUCCCACCAAAGUCACAGAUUAUCAUGACCAACUCGGCUAAAUACGCGCACUACGGGGAAGGGUUGACUGGGCGGCAAAUGCGAUUUGGGGGGCUGGGGCAAUGCGUGGAGGCUGCUUGCUUGGGAACGGUGCGGAACAGUCUCCCCCCAUGGCUUGAAGAGAUGAAGUGA
Molecule: messenger RNA, 1761 nt
Organism: Penicillium concentricum
Lineage: Eukaryota; Fungi; Ascomycota; Eurotiomycetes; Eurotiales; Aspergillaceae
Product: Aconitase/3-isopropylmalate dehydratase large subunit alpha/beta/alpha subdomain 1/3
Exons: 1
Coding region: 1-1761 (586 amino acids)
Source: RefSeq, a predicted model, not a curated record